This is a messenger RNA of Caenorhabditis sp. 36 PRJEB53466, 295 nucleotides long. The record is from the annotation of a GenBank genome assembly. NCBI's taxonomy places the organism in Eukaryota, Metazoa, Nematoda, Chromadorea, Rhabditida, Rhabditidae.
AUGACAAAGAUUGCGGUGAGCGAGAAAUCGUGCAAAUCAGACGAUCCAUUUGUUUUUCAGACUGGCAGCGGCGGAGAAAAGAAAAAGUCGAAGACGGCGACGGAAAGUCAGAAUUUGCCCAGGAGACAGCCCAGUUAUCUCUCCAAGUGAGCACUGAUCACUCCGACAUUGCGAAAUCACGCUCGCAUUCAGAAUGUUGUCUCAAAAUGUGACUCCGAUAAAUCUCUCGAUCAUCCUCGGCUUGGUGCUCGUCGGAAACUCGUUCCUGUUUCUUGCAAUGUUUCCGAUUUUCUAG